GCCGUCCACCCCGAGAGUGGGCGGUGUCACAGAAAAGUCCAUGCGAGUAGCGGAGAAACUUCACGAAUGUAAAUACAGAGCUAACAACGGAGGUUACGUUCUCGCGUGUUCUUUCCCUUUUCUCCUUUGACUCAUGCGAACAUGCCACGCAAAAAGCCUUUCAGUAAUAAACAGAAAAAGAAGCAGCUCCAGGUGAAACGCGAGAAAAAGAGAGGAGAAACAGGUUCAAGUCACAGUAGCCGAAAUGCCAGUGUGGAGAGAGGACCUGGCAGAGACAGACAGUCCGAUACAUCAGACAGCGAGACGACAGACAUCAGGAGGAUCAACCAGCAGCCUGGCACCAGAGACGGCAGAUAUGACCCCAACAGAUUCCGUCUACACUUUGAGAGGGAAAGCAAGGAGGAGGUGGAUAAGAGGAAGAAAAUAGCGAUGGAGAAAAUCCUGAAGCCGGUGGCAGAAAAGGAAUUAGAGAUGGAUAUAAACCAGAUCUACCCUGAAGAGAAAGGCCUAAAUUUCCCACGGCGGCCCUCAUGGCAUUAUGGCAUGCAGCGGGAGGAGUUGCUGCGGAAAGAGGAGAAGUCAUUUCUGGAGUAUCUGAGCACUCUUCAGUCCAAGAACCCACCUGGUACCCUCAGCCACUUUGAGCACAACCUCGAGACAUGGAGGCAGCUGUGGAGAGUAAUUGAGAUGUCUGAUGUCAUUCUGCUCAUAGUGGAUAUCAGACACCCAGUGCUGCAGUUUUCUCCUGCUCUGUAUCACUACAUCACCGGUGAGUUAAAGAAGUACAUCAUCCUGGUGCUCAAUAAAGUGGACUUGUGCCCCGCCCCACUGGUGUUGGCAUGGAAACACUAUCUGACUAAACAGUUCCCCCACCUGCACUGUGUCGGCUUCACCUCGCACCCAGGACAACCCUACAGCACCCUUCUACAGAAGAAGAGGGUGAGGAAGAAAGCAGGAUGGAAUCAGGUAGGAGGACCAUUCCAAAUCAUGAAAGCGUGUCAGGAGAUCACAGCAGGAAGAGUGGAUUUGAAUAGUUGGGAGAAGAAGAUCCAGAGGGAUGCUGUUGCCGUGGGAACAGAGGGGGAUCAGGCUGAUGAUGGAUCAGAAUCUGUGCUGAUGGAGCAUCAUAGUGACGUUGCCAUGGAAAUGAACAGCCCCACGCAAGAACUUUAUAAAGAUGGAGUACUAACCUUGGGCUGCAUAGGUUUUCCUAAUGUUGGCAAAUCUUCAGUGCUGAACAGUCUGGUUGGCAGGAAGGUCGUGAGCGUGUCUCGAACUCCAGGUCACACUAAAUAUUUCCAAACAUACUACCUCACUCCCACUGUGAAACUGUGUGAUUGUCCUGGGCUGGUCUUCCCUUCCCAAGUGGACAAACAACUACAGAUCCUGGCUGGUAUAUAUCCAGUGUCCCAGCUACAGGAGCCUUACAGUUCAGUAGGAUACCUGUGUGAACGGACCAACUUCCGGUCUAUAUUAAAGUUGAAACAUCCCAACCACAGUCCAGCAACCCCAUGUGACCCCGAAACAGAGGACUGGACAGCAUGGGACGUGUGUGAAGCCUGGGCUGAAAAGAGAGGGUACAAGACUGCUAAAGCGGCCCGUAAUGAUGUUUAUCGAGCAGCCAACAGUCUACUGCGAUUAGCCAUCGACGGACGCUUGUGUCUGUGUCUGCGGCCACCUGGAUACUCUCAGAGUAAAGAUGAAUGGGAAUCACACCCUGACCUGACUGAGAUCAUCGCUCUACAAGGAAGAAAGGACGAAGAGGAAGAAUGCGUAGAAGACGACGAUGCCGAAUCCAGCUCAGAGCUGGAGGAGGAUAACGAUCGGGACGCAGAUGAUGAUGAGGACGCUUAUGGGGAUGAUGAAGAUGAUACCGUGAAGGCUGACAAGAAGGGCCUCACUCUCAACAUGUUCAGUGUGCUAGGAGAGAACGAGUGUGAGUGAGGGACGUGAUCGCUCUCCUUCUCAUUCCAUGUUCACACAUUCCGGUUUCUCUAUUUAUCACUGAUUUCUUUAUGACCAUCUCAUUUCAAUCUGCAAUGUGUCAAUCAAGGACUGUAUGAAGUUUUGAACAUUUAUUUCUCAUUUGACACUCAUCGCACACUCAUACAGCCCAUCGUAUAGACAGUAUAAAGCUGGUUUUUGUGUUCUAUUUCAACCUCUCCGUGCCUCUGUACCUUCUCUGCUUUUCAUUUAUUAUCAUCAGAAAAGUAUCAAAAUACUAUGAAAACUUUUGUACCUCCUGCAUGCAGCCUUUUCCCUUUCUGAGAAGGCAGAGGGAAUGUCUGUAUAACCAGUGAUUGUACAAUCAAUGUUACUAAAACAAGCAUUGAUGAAUACAAUCACUGAUUUAUUGUCAAUCUCACAGCAGUGAUGCCAAAGGUUAGGUGAGGUCAAAUGUCACGCUUUGACCUCAAACUGUGAGUUUCCCCCAUGCGAAUGUAUUUUAACCUCUGUCUCAGUACCGCAAACCUCGGCAUGUAGGGUAGAACCAUGUCAUGUAUGAGGAUAAGAAAUAGAGGCAAAGGCUGUUGACUUCAGAAGAUUAUUCUGAUAAAAAGAAGUUAUGGACACUCUAAGCACUUUUAAAGCAAGAGGCAGCAACCAGCAGUCUUUUACUGUUGAAUACUUUAAUUUCUAGGCAGAUACACGUUUAUUAUGCGGGUAAUGAUGUUAGGGUGUCAUUUAGGGUUGCAGUGGAGAGUGACUUCAUGGCACAAAAUGUUCUAGACUAUGCAAAGUUUAAAGAGGGAUCAGAAAAACUUAAUACAAGCGUUCCAGUUAUAAAAGUGAGACUAUAACACACAUUCUACAUGCACACUGACACAAGCCACUUGGAGAUUUUGGGAUCAGUUUAUUUUGGACUAAAAAGUGCAUUUGGUGGAGAGUGGGUUGGUUUUGAAGAACUAUAGUUAGUGUACUUUUGCUAUAGGACUCAGGUAAUGGUGAUGAUGUGGUGUUAGUCCAUCAUCACAGAUGUGCGGAGUUACCGAUACAAGUGUGCUGGUUUCCUGUUUUUCAGCCUCCAGUCCUGCAUGCCCUUGUUUAGGGAUUUCAUGUGGGUGUGUCUUUGUUUGUGUGGGUGUGAUAGUGUGUGGAUCAUUCUUUCUUAAUUGAAAUGUUAUUCUUUCUUUAUUGAAAUGUUAUUGUACUGACAGAAACAGCCCUCUGCAAUAAAACCAUUCCCCUGA
This is a messenger RNA of Megalobrama amblycephala (Wuchang bream), 3191 nucleotides long. It is a transcript of the gene gnl1, whose product is annotated as guanine nucleotide binding protein-like 1. The transcript has 12 exons. Gene Ontology annotation, molecular function: GTPase activity; GTP binding. The coding region runs from base 142 to 1944 and encodes 600 amino acids. The record is from RefSeq and is a predicted model, not a curated record. NCBI's taxonomy places the organism in Eukaryota, Metazoa, Chordata, Actinopteri, Cypriniformes, Xenocyprididae.